UGCAACGAAUUUGCGAUGGUAUAUUCCCAGAGAAGAAGUCUGAAAUUCCGGCGCCUGAUGCUGUCGCUUCUGCUCCUCACAGCCUGGGAGGCCGGGAGCGGCCAGGUCCACUACUUGGUCCGGGAGGAGACCAAACACGGCACCUUCGUGGGCCGCAUCGCGCAGGACCUGGGGCUGGAGCUGGCGGAGCUGGUGCCGCGCCUGUUCCGGGUGGCGUCCAAAGGCCGUAGGGACCUUCUGGAGGUAAAUCUGCAGAAUGGCAUUCUGUUUGUGAAUUCUCGGAUCGACCGCGAGGAGCUGUGCGGGAGGAGCGCGGAGUGCAGCAUCCACCUGGAAGUGAUCGUGGACAGGCCGCUGCAGGUUUUCCAUGUGGAGGUGGAGGUGAAAGACAUUAACGACAAUCCGCCAAGGUUCUUCCGACAAGAGCAGAGAUUAUUUAUUUUAGAGUCAAGAAUAGCGGAUUCCAGGUUUCCGCUAGAGGGCGCAUCAGAUAUGGAUAUAGGAACAAACGCAGAAUUGAGAUACAAGUUAAAUGCUAAUGAAUAUUUUGACUUGGAUGUUAAAACAAAUGAAGAAGAGACAAACUUAUUAGAGCUGGUUUUGAAGAAACCAGUAGAUAGAGAAGAAAAGCAAGAACAUCGUUUAUUAUUGAUUGCAAUUGAUGGAGGAAAACCUGAACUAACAGGUACAGUUCAGUUAUUGAUCAAUGUAUUGGACGCGAAUGAUAAUGCCCCGGAAUUUGACAAAUCAAUUUAUAAUGUUCGAUUAUUGGAAAAUGCACCAAACGGGACAUUAGUUAUUAAACUGAACGCCUCAGAUGCAGAUGAGGGCAGUAAUAAGGAAAUAGUGUACCUCUUUAGUGAUCUUGUUCUUGACAACGUAAAAUCUAAAUUUGCAAUCAAUUCUAAUAAUGGGGAAAUAACAGUUCAGGGAGAACUGGAUUACGAAGACUGUAAUUUAUAUGAAAUUAAUAUUGAUGCUGUAGAUAAAAGUCCAUUCCCACUAACUGGACACUGCAAAGUAAUAGUGAAACUCCUGGAUGAGAAUGAUAAUACACCAGAGAUGGUCAUAACCUCUCUAUCUCUGCCUGUCCAAGAGGACGCUCCACUGGGCACCGUCAUCGCCUUAAUCAGUCUGUCCGACCGCGACUCUGGUGUGAAUGGGCAGGUGACCUGUACCCUGUCGCCCCACAUUCCGUUCAAGCUAGUGUCCACCUUCAAGAAUUACUAUUCUUUGGUGCUGGACAGCGCCUUGGAUCGCGAGAACAAGUCGAACUAUAUAUUGGUGGUGACCGCGCGGGAUAGGGGCUCGCCUUCUCUGUGGGCCACCGCCAGCGUGUCCGUGGAAGUGGCCGACGUGAACGACAACGCACCGGCGUUCGCGCAGCCCGAGUACACCGUGUUCGUGAAGGAGAACAACCCGCCCGGCUGCCACAUCUUCGCGGUGUCUGCGCGGGACGCGGACGCGCAGGAGAACGCGCGCGUGUCCUACUCGCUGGUGGAGCGGCGGGUGGGCGAGCGCGCGCUGUCGAGCUACGUGUCGGUGCACGCGGAGAGCGGCAAGGUGUACGCGCUGCAGCCGCUGGACCACGAGGAGCUGGAGCUGCUGCAGUUCCAGGUGAGCGCGUGCGACGCGGGCGUGCCGCCUCUGGGCAGCAACGUGACGCUGCAGGUGUUCGUGCUGGACGAGAACGACAACGCGCCCGCGCUGCUGCCGCCUGGGGCGGGCGGCGGGGGCGGCGCGGUGAGCGAGCUGGUGGCGCGGUCGGUGGGCGCGGGCCACGUGGUGGCGAAGGUGCGCGCUGUGGACGCGGACUCGGGCUACAACGCGUGGCUGUCUUACGAGCUGCAGCCAGAAGCUAACGGCGAGCGCAGCCCGUUCCGCGUGGGGCUGUACACGGGCGAGAUCAGCACAACGCGCGCCCUGGACGAGGCGGACUUGCCGCGCCAGCGCCUGCUGGUGCUGGUGAAGGACCACGGCGAGCCGGCGCUGACGGCCACGGCCACCGUGCUGCUGUCGCUGGUGGAGAGCGGCCAGACACCGAAGGCUUCGUCUCGGGCGUCGGUGGGCGCCUUGAGCGCGGAGACGGCUCUGGUGGACGUCAAUGUGUACCUGAUCAUCGCCAUCUGCGCUGUGUCCAGCCUGUUGGUGCUCACGCUGCUGCUGUACACCGCGCUGCGGUGCUCGGCUCCGCCCACCGAGGGCGCGUGCGGGCCGGGGAAGCCCACGCUGGUGUGUUCCAGCGCGGUGGAGAGCUGGUCUUACUCGCAGCAGAGGCGGCAGAGAGUGUGUUCUGGGGAGGGGCCGCCCAAGACCGACCUCAUAGCCUUCAGUCCCAGUCUUCCUCAAGGUCCCAUCUCUGCAGACAAUCCGCAUGAUGUCGCUGUCUACCAUGAAGAUACAUCUAGGUAUUGUUCCAAGUCCGUUCCUCUUAUUACUGCAUCGUUCCGUGCUGAAUGA
This is a messenger RNA of Ceratotherium simum simum (southern white rhinoceros), 2460 nucleotides long. Its product is annotated as protocadherin alpha-5. Gene Ontology annotation, molecular function: calcium ion binding. Gene Ontology annotation, cellular component: plasma membrane. Gene Ontology annotation, biological process: homophilic cell-cell adhesion. The record is from RefSeq and is a predicted model, not a curated record. Lineage: Eukaryota; Metazoa; Chordata; Mammalia; Perissodactyla; Rhinocerotidae.